Messenger RNA from Anastrepha ludens (Mexican fruit fly), 1105 nucleotides. RefSeq names its product glycoprotein-N-acetylgalactosamine 3-beta-galactosyltransferase 1-like. Bases 7 to 1050 code for a protein of 347 amino acids. The record is from RefSeq and is a predicted model, not a curated record. The transcript has 4 exons. Gene Ontology annotation, cellular component: membrane. Lineage: Eukaryota; Metazoa; Arthropoda; Insecta; Diptera; Tephritidae. Gene Ontology annotation, molecular function: N-acetylgalactosaminide beta-1,3-galactosyltransferase activity.
ACGAAAAUGUCACAGCAUCGGCGCAUCACUUUCGUAGCAAUAGAAAUUGCUCUAAUAGCGGUAUUUUUGAGUUACAGACAUGGUUUUGUGGAUUUGCAGAAACUGACUCGCCUACGUAGUGCAAACUCGCAACCAAAUGUGCCGCUUCAAAAUUCCACCAAUAGCACCAAUUUGGCAGAUCAACUAGCUGAUGAAGUACGCAUCCUCUGCUGGGUUAUGACCACGCCUGCGAAUCAUAAAACUAAAGCGAUUCAUGUGCGUCGUACGUGGGGUAGACGCUGUAAUCGCCUUUUGUUUGUUACCUCGCAGGCAGAUGAAGAUUUGGGCGAAACGUUGGUUAUUACAGCGGUGGAGGAUACGUAUGAAAAAAUAUGGGCUAAAACGAGGCUAGCAUUUGAGCAAAUAUAUCACAAAUAUGGGGAUGAUAUGGACUGGUUCUACAAAGCCGAUGAUGAUACCUUUGCUUUCAUCGAAAAUAUGCGUUAUAUGCUUUACCCUUAUAGUCCGGAUAUACCAAUUUAUUUCGGACACAAUUUCAAAUUACAGCGAAACAUAGAACAGGUUUACAUGUCUGGUGGAAGCGGCUAUGUUUUAAGCCGUGAAUCUCUUCGUCGUUUUGUUGAAUCGGCUAUAGUUAAUAAUACCAAUUGUGAUGCCAUUAAUGACCAUCAACCCGAAGAUGUUGCCAUGGGUCAAUGUUUGCGAGCAGUGAACGUUACUGCAGGCGAUUCGCGUGAUACCCAUGGCGAAUGGCGUUUUUUUCCUUUUACGCCAUUUGACGCGUUAACAGAAACACAACCAUCAGAUGAUUAUUGGUUUUUGUUUUACAGUUUUUAUACUCCACGUGCGUGCAGAGAUUGCCUUUCAAAAUAUGCCGUAGCCUUUCACUACAUUCCUCCUGAAGCCAUGUAUUUUUAUGAAUUUUUUGCAUACGAAUUUCGAGCCUAUGGUCUGCCGGAUGAGCCGGAGUAUGUGCUGCCCAAGAAGUUGGCUAUUGACGAAGUUGUAAUACCUAAACCUGACAAUAUUUGGGAUAUUGUAUCACCGUGAUAAAGAAAAUAAUCUCAAUGAAUACAUGUAUGUGUGUAUGUGUCACGUAAACAGA